Messenger RNA from Mya arenaria, 3638 nucleotides. RefSeq lists its product as uncharacterized. The record is from RefSeq and is a predicted model, not a curated record. Bases 9 to 1988 code for a protein of 659 amino acids. The transcript is spliced from 7 exons. Lineage: Eukaryota; Metazoa; Mollusca; Bivalvia; Myida; Myidae.
UCGGUGGUAUGCAACCUGCGUUCGGUUCACUCUCUUGUCCAACGGGUGAACGGGGAAGCAUUUUGAUUAAACGUGUCACGUACGGCGUUGGAAUGUUACACGGGACCUGCCAGUCAGUGCCAUUCUGUGCCGUUACUUACGACUCUGGCGAAAGCGUUGCAAAUAAGUGCAAUGGACAGAACACGUGCUCAGUUAAUGUUCUGAAGCCUAAAAUGUUGAACUGUGGGCGAAUGAGUAAUUACAUUAAUGUUGAGUACGAAUGCGUUUCGACCUGGGCAACUUUCGAAAUAUGCGAGUCCGUCAACACCGUCGCACGUGGUGCGUCCGUUAUUCUGACGUCACCGGGUUACCUGGGCACGUCAAAGGCUGCAGGGAGUGGUUCCCAGAUGUGUGAGUGUAUCUUACAGUCACAUGACGGUGCGGACUUAUACAUGGACUACUUGCAGACGGAAUUAGCCAGCGAGGGUGAAACAUGUCCCUACGAGUUCGUGAUGCUGGAGAGCAAGAAGAACCUCACCCAGCCGUCCAUCGACAAACAGCUGGAGGUGUGCGGUCAGAAGCAGGUGGCGGGUCGCUGGUUCCAGGGCGCCAUCAGGAUCACGUACGCUUCCGGUGGAGCUUUGCAACAGCGGGGAAUGCUGGCCAAAUUUACAGUGGACAACAUUGGAAAUACACCGAUAGUUGAGAUCGAGUGUGGAAAAGUAAACACCACAAAUAUAAAACUACAGUCCCGCCCCGCCAGUCCACAGGCUAAUAAUAUGCCUAAUUUUCCAGCGAUGGGGUUUCCCAUGAUGCCCGGAAUGAUGCCAGGAAUGAUGCCAGGAAUGAUGCCAGGAAUGAUGGGGUUUCCCAUGGCUCAGCUGACGCCGGCGCCCCCGACCUCUAAUUCAGCUCCGCCAGCACCUGGUGUACGUCCGCCACCUUCACACCCAAACCUUGAAAACUUUAACUUCCGGGCCGCCGGGGACGCGAAUUCCGGCAACGGUGGAACAAAAAUCAGUUUACCAUCGGCUAUGUUUAGGAAUCCACCGCCCGCUAACGGUCCGGAUACAGGAAAUGUCGGGGUGAAAAGCGUUUCUGCGAAGUUAGUACCUGAUAAGACCCUAAUAACAGGCGGAAAACCGGCCGCUAAAAAACCAGGAACCCCCCAAAAAGGGAAGAAUAAUAGAGCAGUAAACCGUCAAAAGGUCCCGAAGAAAUCGGGGGCCGGUAAGGUAGUGGAUGAAGCGGGCGUGGCGUCCACCAAGGAGUCAAUACCUAGCGGGAGUAAAACAGGCAACAUGUUUGCCCUGGUGUUUGCCGCCGUCGGGUCUAUCCUGAUCGUCGGCUCCGUCGGAAUACUUGCCCUCCACAACUACAGGAAACGCCAGCGUGCCAAGAAAAUAGAAGCUGAGUAUGUGUAUAGCGGAAGUGGCAGUGCUACGUACGGACAGGGGUGGGAGACUGCAGACUUAAAGCGCGACGAAGACGGUGACUCCGUAUACGCCACUGUAGCGGAAGUGGAUAUGUUCCGCGAGGGAGGCGUCCAUCCGUCUCUCGGUGAACCGACGCUCGUUGGCGCUAAGGUGGUUGAUGCGUGGGUCGCGGGUGUUAAGGCAACGGGCUUGAAGGGUGUCAGAAACGGUUCCGGAAGAACAAUCGAGGAAGAUGAUUAUGAUAAAGUUGUAUUACCUGAGCGGAAGUUCGACUCUCGCGAAGGAAUGAAAAUAAACGCAGCCUCCAACAAUGAAAUGAUUCAAAAUCGAAUUGCUGUCGUCGAUGUUCACCGUCAUUUUAAUGACGUCAGCGAGCGGAGAGAUACCUCCGAGUUUCCUGAAAAAGCUGAAAUGCAUUCUUCCGCUUGCAUGCAUGCAAGCCUGUACGCCAAUCACGAUAAAGUGUUGUCCAAUGAAUGUUCCGGGUGCAAUAUUGUGCGGCCGCCGCGCAAAAAGGAUACCAACCGUGGAUAUGAUAAUAACAUCAGUGUUAAAACGCUGAAGAGGUAUUAAGUAAUAGUAAGAAGUAAAUUCCUGGUGAUUAAGAAUGGACUGAGUGAGCGAAGCGAAUGAGCCCUGAUUUUACAAUUGUUUAUUAAUUGAAUGCGUUAUAGUCGUGAAGUUAUAAUAAUUAUGAGCGUUUAAUAUUGAUCUUUAAACCUUUUUAAGGAGCAUAAGCUUCACGUUUUAAGUAGCUUUUAAAUUGCACUCUCACGGAUUGAUUGUUUUGACAACCUCGGCUAUUUUUUGUCUUAGAAUGAGCUAAUAUUUGGAAAGAUGUCUGUAAACUAGUGAUAUAUGGCUGCUGACAAAAGAGCACACCAAAGUUGUAAAUUUUACACUCGAAAAGUGAUGUUUUUAUGGCUAAAAGCGUUACAAACAUUAAGAAAUUUUUGGAUGUUUCCCAAACAAUGGAGAUCUGUUUUAUUGUGAGUAAUCUAAUAUGACUAAUUCUGAGACAAAAAAAAACAAACAAAAAAACUGUCCAUAACCACUAGUACGUGAUGUUUAGAUGUUUUGAGUAUCAUUUAAAUCAUUAUCAUCAUUCAUCAGAUGUUUGAUAAUGAUAAAUCUAACUAAAUGCUGCACGCAUAGCAUCAUCGCUUUGGUGUAGGAAGACGCAUGUAUGUUUAUCAUUCGGAACUCCUCGGCCAUUUUUUUCAAAAACAACCUCGGAUGUAUGCCGGUACAUCAGUUGAAGUAGUUCGUAAAAUUUUGAAUUAUAUCAUUAUUUAAAUGUAGUGUUUUAGAGUUGUAUUUAUUGAUCUAAGUUUAAAUUGAUUGCCAUUGAAUUGUAUUAUUGCAAACAUAAUUAAGAAUCCCAAGAGUUAAGUCACAGAGUUUAACUGCUAAAUAAAAUUACUACGCGAUCUACUUGCAGCGGACUUAAACGUACCACUUUUUAAGUAUGUAAACUGUCCAAAUACAUCCGAGGUUGUUUUUGAAAAAAAAUGGCCGAGGAGCUCCGAAUGGUAUGUUUAUAAAAAUAUCAUGUAAUAAAACAGUACCAAGCUGUAAAAUAUGCAGCAUAUUUCACAGUAAAUAAUUGUAUAAUAUGAAGUACAUUCGGUAUAGUUUGUAUAUGUCAGUAAUAAGCUAGCAACUUCUUAUAAAACGAUGCCAAAAUUAGAUAGGGUCACAAAGCAUUAAAAUUCAGGAUUAAGAUUAAUGUGACUAUCAGAGAACAAGCUUAUUUAUGAGUCAGAGUCCCUAAGAUGCUCAUCAUUGUUUUAGUUUAUGUACAUAAGUAGAUAUUUAUUAAUAAGUUUUUAUUUAUUAUUUAUUUAUUAUUUUGGUACUCGUAUUAUGUAGAAAAUGGACGCUUUGUAAACAAUGGUGAACAUUUUCCAUUUAAUUCUUUGCUACUGAAGUAAAUGAAAAACUUUUACGCAAUACAAAUUAAUCGACUUUUUUGAACUAACAGUUUCAUCAUUUUAACUUGCACUUUCAUCAUUACAUCUUAUUUUUUCGAAUCCUUUUCGUAUCACUUGGAUAAAUUUCGUUUAAGUGUACUUAGUUUCCUGUACCAUAAACAAUAAAACAAUUUGUCUUUUUUACUUAAAAGUUCGAUUUUUACAAAUGAUUGACUAUGAUUGGUUAAUACUAGUGAAAAGUGGGGGGAUUGUCUCAUUUUUGUGGUUUUUGCGGAUAUCAUUGAAAACA